Messenger RNA from Lycium barbarum (goji berry), 2236 nucleotides. RefSeq lists its product as uncharacterized. The coding region runs from base 163 to 333 and encodes 56 amino acids. The record is from RefSeq and is a predicted model, not a curated record. NCBI's taxonomy places the organism in Eukaryota, Viridiplantae, Streptophyta, Magnoliopsida, Solanales, Solanaceae. The transcript is spliced from 3 exons.
GUGUAAUUUUCUUUUCCUAAGGGAUCUCAUAUGAAAUUUGACGGCGACUGAAUGAGGAAAAUUCUAAUUAGGGAGGCGACACAAUCAAUCAAAUUCAUCUUUUAACCAUCACAUACAUAUUUCCUCUUGGAUCGAUCAUAAUUGAAAUUUUGUGUAUUGAAAAUGAAUUGGGUUCAAAGGAAAAUAUAUCUGUACAACGUCACUUUUGGAUUGUACAUGCUCGACUGGUGGGAGCGUUGUCUCUUCAAUAUCUUGGUGCUUGUUUUGCUAUGGUUUAUGGGUUACAAUACGUUUCGAUAUGCUUCCGACCUCUUCAAUAGGCAACUGUGGUGAAACUUCAUCAGCUGCGUCGAGCCUUGUUCUUGACCAUAUAACUAAGACAGAUAUGUUUGGUUGUUGAAAUUGUUUGUUGUGCCAUAGAUAUACUUGGCUUUGUAUGAACCAGAAAAAUAAUAUGUUACUGCUCUUUUCUUAUUCUUUACCAAUAGAUGUUGACAUUUAAUGUAAUAGUAAGCAAUUCAAGCUUCCGAUUGUUGUGAGGAAUGCUUUGAAAUUAACUCAUCAGUUUGCUAUAACCAGUCAUGUAAUGCUAUGAGUUACAAGUUCAACAAACAUGCUUUACCUGUUUUAUAUUCAAAUUAGUUGCAGAUAGAAUUGUGCAGCCCUCUCGAAUUUCCUUAAUUACUUUCACUAAGUGAUAAAAAGUGUGAGUAGAAACACAUGAUGAAGAUCCAUAUCAUGGCAGAUCAUCCUUAGGUGAAAGCACCACCGCAGACCUAAAUAUACGGUAAGCACUUAUGCAUGCAGGGUGUUUAUACCAAACCGAUGCAAUUUAUCAUGAUUAAGUGAUUUGAUGAAGCGAAUAUAUACACUAACUAAUUAUGGUUAAGGUGAUAGUUGUAUAUGUUAGAACACAUGCGAUACAUCCAUUGGUUUGACGUAACACCCCAGGUGGGUAAGUUUUUACCUAAAUAUCCUUAUACCUUUGUUCUCCACCAUAAGAAAAACAAUUAAAGAGAUGAAAAUAGAAACGGCAUCAUGGCAGAAAAGGAAAAUUGUGCUUAUAGUCUCUCUUUGGCAAAUUCUUAUUUUAUUCCUUAUAAGUAUUGAACUAAGCACAUUCCAUAGCUUUGAGCUGGUUUUGUGACACGGGUUUUGUUAAUUAGCUAGUCUGAGCAGAUGGUAUCUAAAUUUGGAUUUUAUGUUUAUUUUUUUAUCUUUCUUUGAUAUCAUUUUAUUGCCAAUUUUGGGGUUUUGUUCAUCUAUACUUAGCUUUGAGCUGGUGGGUUUUUCCAAUUAGCUAGUCUGAGCUAAAAAAUAAGAACUUUGUUCAGUGCUUAAAAAAAACAAGAUUGAGUGAUAGAUUUGCAAAAAGAAGCUUAGCAGAAAGUUUGUUAAGUAGAAAUGUUAAAGCAGAAGGAAUAAUCCAAUGGAGUUCAUGGAUAAAUACUGAUAACUCUCGGAUAGAGUAUUAGAACGGAAAGAUCCAUUAGAUAAUGAACUAUUGGUUCUAAGCCAUCUCUGACGAUUAAUCAACAAUUCGAAGUGCUUUUUAGUUUAUUACUUACUCUUUUCGACUUUUUGAAUCAAAUUCUUUAUUUUGUUUUAUUCAAUUUUUUUUUUUAAUUCACAAUUACAAUUAUAGCCUGUCUCUGUAAGUUGAGAGUGGAAUUCAUCCUCUAUUUUGUCCUUUCCAUUCACUCGGAUUUCUUCCUUUUCAUCAAUUUUGUCCCAUUUUAGUUACUUAUAAACCCUAGAAGAAUUCUUAUUUCAUCCGCCAUGAACGAUUGCUCGGGCACUGGGUAGCGAGUGUAUUGUCUUGUGGUGAUCAGACAGCUCCUUGUAAAGAAACAGCACAGAAAAAGAGGAUCUCCCUGGAAUGCCAGGUAAAUUAGCCCCUGAUUUGCAAUUCCUGAUUAAACUUGUUAGGUUUGGUUAUGUUAAUCUUUUUAAUCCAUUUAGCUCCAUUUGAACCUAUUUCUUAGCUCCCGUUUGGCCAUAUAUUUUGAAGUUGAAGCUUGAAAUUUGAGUUCUUGAAGUGAUUUUUGGAACUUGAUGUUGUGUUUGGACAUGCAUUUUACUUGGAAAAGUUAUUGAAGUUUUGUGAGUGGAAGUGAAAUUUAGACCAGUUUUUGAAACUUGAAAAUAUUUUGAAGGAAGAUAAAUUUUCAUGAUCAAAUUUCAUGGCCAAACGCUAGCUUAAAGAACAGAUUCCUAUUUCAGCAGAAAAUUGAUU